UGAAGGGAGCUUGGUAAGCCUGAUAUGUGAGUCUAGUGGCAUCCCACCACCCAGUCUUACCUGGAAAAAAAACGGCUCUCCACUGGUGGCUGACCUUUCGGGAAGGGUGCGGAUAUUAUCUGGAGGCAGACAGCUACAAAUUUCAAUUGCUGAAAAGUCUGAUGCUGCAUCUUACACUUGUACUGCUUCAAAUGUAGCUGGAAGUACAAAGAAAGAAUACAGGUUGCAAGUAUACAUUCGGCCAACUAUAUUAAAUAGUGGUAGCCACCCAUCAGAAGUUGUUGUCACCCAAGGAAAUGAAAUUUCCUUGGAGUGCAAGGUACAGGGCAUUCCAGAACCAGCAAUAACGUGGAUGAAGGACGGCCGUCCGCUGUUCCCCCAAGUAUCGCUGGUGACCUGCAGAUACCGGAAAACAUCAGCAUUGUGGAGAAGAAUCCCGUCUCUCUGGUUUGUGAAGCUUCAGGAAUUCCCUUGCCAUCAAUAACAUGGCUCAAGUAUGGAUGGCCUGUCACUGUGAACAACUCAAUGCGAAUCCUCUCAGGGGGCAGAACGCUGCGUUUGACUCACACGAGUGUAGCGGAUGAAGGUCGAUAUACUUGUGUAGUGACCAAUGCUGCAGGAGAAGUGAGGAAGGAUUUUGACCUUUCUGUUCUAGUGCCUCCAGAGAUUGUGGGUGAAAAUAAAUUGGAAGAUGUGAAAGUGAAAGAGAAGCACGGAGUUACCCUAACAUGUGAAGUGAUAGGGAACCCUGUACCACAGAUCACCUGGAUAAAGGAUGGGCAAUCUCUCACUGAGGAUGAAGAUCACAAGUUUCUGUCCAGUGGGCGUUUCCUGCGAAUCACCAAUGCUCAAGUCACUGACACAGGGCGAUACACAUGUAUUGCAUCCAAUACAGCUGGAGAUAAGAGCAAAAGUUACAGUCUUAAUGUGCUUGUGUCUCCAACCAUUGUGGGUGCAGACAGCCAUGGAAAUGCAGAAGAUGUCAGUGUUAUCCUCAACAGCCCAACUUCGCUGGUUUGUGAGGCUUACUCGUAUCCUCCAGCUACAAUCACCUGGCUGAAAGAUGGUAAUCUUUUAGAAUCAAACAGAAAUAUCCGCAUUUUGCCAGGUGGCCGAACCCUGCAGAUUCUAAAUGCGCAGGAGGACAACGCUGGAAGAUAUACCUGUAUAGCCACAAAUGAGGCUGGAGAAGCUUUGAAACACUAUGAAGUGAAAGUCUACAUUCCACCCACCAUUAACAAAGGGGAUAUCUCAGGGAUGGGUCUCUCCCCUAAAGAAGUGAAGAUCAAAAAGUUGCAGAGAGCCUCCCACUUGGUUCUGGCAGAGCUUGCAAAGCCACAAAAGCAUCUGGAUCCUCUGCGAGGGGGAGGAAGGCAUGUUCCUGCCACACAGAAGCUUCACGACAGCAUCGCUCUGGAGGAGCAGCAGUUUGGAAGGGCAGUACGAGAGAAUCGUACUGAUGUGCAGUCUACUGGGGUCUGGCUAUUAAUAAAAAAGAAAUGGUCCAAAUCUUCUCCACUUAAACCAGAUGAUCAUGUCAUUAUCCAAGCUAGUGGCCGUACUCUGCAGAUUAAGGAGGCUCAAGUAUCAGACACCGGUCGUUAUACUUGUCUGGCAUCCAACAUUGCUGGAGAGGAUGAAGUGGAAUUUGAUGUAAAUAUACAAGUUCCUCCUAGUUUCCAAAAGCCUUACAAGGAAUGGGAAGCUGGUAACAGGGUAGAUAGAGGAAGAGGCGGAGAAAGUAAAGAUGUGAUUGUCAACAAUCCCCUUUCACUGUAUUGUGAGACCAAUGCUGUUCCUCCUCCAGUUCUUACGUGGUAUAAAGAUGGCUAUCCUUUGAGCUCUAGUGAUAAAGUACUAAUAUUACCAG
Molecule: messenger RNA, 1870 nt
Organism: Cariama cristata (Red-legged seriema)
Lineage: Eukaryota; Metazoa; Chordata; Aves; Cariamiformes; Cariamidae
Product: hemicentin-1-like
Exons: 13
Source: RefSeq, a predicted model, not a curated record